Magallana angulata is the source of this 624-nucleotide messenger RNA. RefSeq names its product fucolectin-6-like. The record is from RefSeq and is a predicted model, not a curated record. Bases 16 to 624 code for a protein of 202 amino acids. The transcript is spliced from 3 exons. Lineage: Eukaryota; Metazoa; Mollusca; Bivalvia; Ostreida; Ostreidae.
GUGAACGUACCUCCAAUGAUGGUACCAAGCUUGAUUGAUUGUGCCACGCUUUGCGCUAGAAGAAGCAAAUGCGUCUCAUUCUUCUUCAACCUUUUGGAGUCCCUCUGCCAGUUCGAUGGGAAGAUAUAUGUAUCAUUUGACGGGGGCAGCGCUGGUUUCUGGAGCUAUUACGAACUGGAGAUGACGAAUGUGGCAGCCUUCAAACCAGUUACAAUGAGCUCUGAGAGUAACCCUCCCGCCCACUCCCCACAUUAUGCCGUGGAUGACAAAGUAGUAAAAACAAUAUGGGCGCAGGAGUGCGUGCACACAAAGGGUGAACUUACCCCGUGGGUGAUCAUUGACUUAGAAGCCACCUUCGAUGUUGAAUACGUCACACUUUUUAACAGAAUCGAUGAACAUGGUGACCGCCUUCGUGCUAUCUCCGUUUAUCUGGGUGAAGUAAGUGGUUCAUUUCCGGUCCUCUGUGGGGGAUUUGAUGGUCCCGGAGAAGAUGCCCAGGUUGUUCAUGUUGUAUGUAAUGAACCGACAAGUGCACGGUUUGUCAAAAUUCAACUGAGCAAUUCCCAAACAUUUUUUUACCCUAUAACUUUAUGUGAAAUUCGAGUUUUAACGUUUAAUGCAUAG